AAUGUGGUAGUGCUUUCAAGAAGGUAAGGCAACACGUUCGAGAUGUAAAAAAAUCGGAAUAUACAGAAGUGUCAUCUAAGCAAGAGAUGGAAUUUGUUGGAACAGCCACACCCAUAAACAUAACUGUAACAGUCUCAGCUAGUGAAGAUUAUAGUAAAUCUCAACAUGAAUCCUCAAGAGUUCUGGACUGGGAAGAAGUGUGGCCUAAUAUAACAAAUGAAUCUCCCCUUAUUUUGUCUCACAUUCCUGAUGAUUCUUCAAUAUUGGAUGUUGAUUUGAGUGCUGAAAGUCAUCGGUGUUAUCCUGUUCUACCUCUUGCUCGAAUCAAGCAUGCCAGUGAUUUUACUGAUACAUUUUUGAUACAGGGGCCAGAAUGGUACAGUACAUGGUUGUCAGUACAAAGAGGUUUGCCUGUCUUCACGUAUCUUACACUUCUGCCCUUCACAGAUAUUGGUGGAACUCUGAGUGUCAAUAUACUCAUGGAUGAGCUGCUGAUGAAUGCAACCCGUCAGCUGAUAACAAUUGUGGGUUGUGUGAGUAAAGGCCGCCCUCCAGAGGUUAGAAAUGGCAGUCUUAUUUGUGAGGAGCAGCAGCUUACCCUCAAUAUUACCUCUUCCUCUAGAGCUACUGUGGAAGACUUUAUACUUAUACCAUUUCCAGAACCCGAUAUAUGGUUCUUGGCUCUUCAGAGUAUUUGCUACUACAAUGGGCAGAAGACUCCGUGUAUUGUAGACCAAGUGAUGGUUAGUAUUGACAUCCGUACCCAGCCAUGUGUCUUCACAGGAGAAAACCCCUGUGGCAGCCAUGGUCUAUGCCAGGAAACUCACCGUGGCAUGUUCUUCUUUACCAGCUGUGUAUGUAUGAAAGGUUGGAGGGGGUGGGGUUGUGAAGAUGGAGAAGCUGCUCAGGGCUGGGACACUGUCAUCACUGGACUGUGUUUGCUUACCCUUAGCAACAUAUUCUUCUUGCCUCCUACUAUUAUAGCUGCACGCAGACACUUGUACUCACAAGCUCUUUUAUUCACAGCUACCAUGAUAGCAUCAAUAUUCUACCAUGCUUGUGACAAUGAAGUGGUUGCGUAUUGUGUGACAAAUAUGGUGCUUCAGUUUACAGACUUCUUCUUCUCACUGCUUUUUUGGGUCACAGUUGUUGGUCUUGGUGGCAUUGAUGAAGCUUUUGUCCUGUUACAUACUUUGGGAGUUGUUAUUAUUGCUCCAGCCGUCCAAUACAGCCGCACAGCCCUUGCAUCAUUUACCGUACCCAUGGCUUUUGCAACUGCUGUACCAGUAUGUAUUAAGACAGGUUUAUAUGAUAGCUAGUCUUUUGCUUUUGUUAAAGUUAGAAAUUUUUCAGGUAUUCAUUCUCAGGUAAUGCCUUCAAGAGAAAUUCUUCAUUGUUUUACUGUACUCUGUUAUUUUUCCUGCAUUUAUAUUUAUUUCUAGAUUUAUUUUUUAACACACUGGCCAUCUCCCACUGAGGUAGGGUGACCCAAAAGAGAAGAAACACUUUCACCAUCACUCACACAAAAUAUAUAGUGGUCCUUGAGUAAUGAUAGUCUUGAGUUAUAAUAAUUUUUGGAUACAUUACUCAUACGGUGGUUGGCUCGUGUGGAUGGGCAUCAGCCCAGAGACAAGACAGGGUGAUAAAAAGGUCUUAAGGGGAGUGACGGUGGAGGGUGUGUAAA
Cherax quadricarinatus is the source of this 1684-nucleotide messenger RNA. The record is from RefSeq and is a predicted model, not a curated record. NCBI's taxonomy places the organism in Eukaryota, Metazoa, Arthropoda, Malacostraca, Decapoda, Parastacidae.